Molecule: messenger RNA, 2049 nt
Organism: Cyprinus carpio (common carp)
Lineage: Eukaryota; Metazoa; Chordata; Actinopteri; Cypriniformes; Cyprinidae
Product: cholinergic receptor, nicotinic, alpha 5
Biological process (GO): regulation of membrane potential; chemical synaptic transmission; monoatomic ion transmembrane transport
Cellular component (GO): postsynaptic membrane; synapse; neuron projection
Molecular function (GO): transmembrane signaling receptor activity; acetylcholine-gated monoatomic cation-selective channel activity
Source: RefSeq, a predicted model, not a curated record
CUUUCUGGAAAAGGAGGAGGAACAGGAGACUGUGAUGGUGUGUGUGUGUGUGAGAGAGAGAGUAUGCAGCCAUACACAUGCUGGUUGGCAUGGACACACGACAGGCAAAUGGAAAAGAAAAAUUCUAAAGAUUCUGCUUCCUUCCAGUUCAUAAUCAGGUCUUCUCUGUGGCUUUGCUGCUGCUGAUAGUAUCAUGGUAACAGCUCAAAACGCUGUCAGAUCUGUCCUCCUGCUAGUUUGCUGUGCUGUUCUCUGCUCCUCUAUAGGGCCUCCUUUGCUGUCUUCCUAUGCCAAGACAGAAGACAAGCUGUUUAAACAUCUCUUCAGCAAUUACCAGAAAUGGGUGAGACCAGUGGAGGAUCUAAACAGAACGGUGCAGGUGAAAUUUGGUCUGGCUAUCUCCCAGCUCGUGGAUGUGAAUGAGAAGAACCAGCUAAUGACAACCAAUGUUUGGGUGAAGCAGGAAUGGACAGACAUGAAGCUCAGAUGGAAUCCGGAUCAUUAUCUGGGCAUCACCUCCAUCAGAGUUCCCUCAGACUCCAUCUGGAUUCCUGACAUUGUGCUCUAUGACAAUGCAGAUGGUAAUUUCGAGGCCACAGUGACAAAAGCGGUGGUGAGAUAUGACGGCACUAUCUCCUGGACCCCCCCUGCUAACUAUAAAUCUGCAUGCACCAUCGAUGUGACGUUCUUUCCCUUUGACCUUCAGAACUGCUCCAUGAAGUUUGGCUCCUGGACCUACGAUGGUUCCCAGGUGGACAUUCUCCUUGAGGAUGUACAUGUAGACAAACGUGACUAUUUUGACAACGGUGAAUGGGAGAUUGUGAAGGCCACAGGUAUCCGGGGUUUGAGAAGUGAUGGAACCUUUUUCUAUCCAUCCAUCACUUACUCCUUUAUUAUCAGACGUCUUCCUCUUUUCUACACACUCUUCCUCAUCAUUCCCUGCAUUGGAUUGUCUUUCCUGACCGUGCUGGUGUUUUAUCUCCCAUCUAACGGAGGAGAGAAAAUCUGCCUCUGCACGUCUGUCCUCGUCUCUCUUACUGUCUUCCUUCUGGUGAUAGAAGAGAUCAUCCCUUCCUCCUCAAAGGUGAUUCCUCUCAUUGGAGAAUAUCUAGUCUUCACUAUGAUCUUCGUCACACUUUCCAUCGUCAUCACUGUCUUUGCCAUUAACAUCCAUCAUCGCUCCUCAUCCACUCAUCACAGCAUGGCGCCCUGGGUCCGCCGUAUCUUUCUGCACCACCUGCCUAAACUGCUCUGCAUGCGCAGCCAUGUGGACCGCUACGCCACAACAGCUGCGAGAAACGGAGGAGAAGGGCUGGGCUAUGGGAAGAGUUCGGGCCAGGAUACCACUCCUCUGCUCAAUGCAGAACAUAGUCUGCGGGCAGCCUUAGAAUCUAUACGCUACAUCACACUUCAUGUGGUGAAGGAGAAUGACGUCAGAGAGGUUGUUCAGGACUGGAAGUUUGUGGCCCAGGUUCUGGAUCGGGUUUUCCUGUGGGUGUUUCUCUUAGUAUCACUGCUUGGCUCUGCUCUGCUUUUCAUUCCUGUCAUCUAUAAAUGGGCCAACAUCAUUGUUCCCAGCUAUAACACGUGAAUGUAUAAAAUUGAAAAAUCUUUGGAUUGGAUAACGUUUUUGCAUUAUUAUAUUUAUAACUGUCUCCUCAAAACAUCUAUGCAACUUGUGGCAAUUGAGCGCUGUCAUUUAUGCUGUAACAUGCUGCAUCACAUUAUAUGUUGUAUGCUGAUUUCAUUACAAUACAAAUUACAAUAAUAAUGACUGUGUUAAAGUUAUUGUACUUCAUGAAAAUGUUAUAAAAACUCCUAAAGGUUAUAUAUAAUCAUGGAUUUACUAGGCUGUAAUGUUAACCAUAAUGUAAGUCAUAAUACAUAAUAAGUCCCACUUCAACUUCCUGUUCAUAUAUAAUAUGCACGCUCCGGAUUCCUGUUUAAUAGAAAAUACAUCAGUACAGGACAAACUUAUCAAGUUAUUUCAUUGGAUAAAGAGUUUUACAGGAAUUGCUCAGACUACAAUAAAAAAUUGCUGAAAAUUUC